CAGUGUUUUGUUGCAACGCUGUCCUGUUGUUGGAUAAAUUGUUUUCUUCAUCUCCAUCAAUUUUUGCUUUAUUAACUCUUCUUUUGUGAAAUUAAAGAAUAAUUCGAUCUUGCCAGCAGUCAUCGAUACUUUUCUAAUUCAUUUGUGGGACAUCUGUAAACUUGCUUGGAAAUUUUUCCUAUUAUGUGUUGAGUUUGACAGAAUGGUGAUCCAGAGUCUAAACAAUCGAGCAGCGUUUCGCUCACAAGGAUCUGGCAUGACUCCUAAAGAGCUUUCAGAGAAUGAUGACUUGGCUACUGGACUUGUUCUGGACCCUUUUCUUGGUUUCUCCACUCACAAGAUGAAUCUCCGUUAUAGGCCACCCAAAGCCAACAGAGAAGAAUUAAAGCAAGCUGUCAUAGAUUUCAUUGAACAUCAAGAUUAUGAGAAAGCCUACAAGCAACUGACAUCUAGUGAUUAUGUCUGGAAUUUCCUUUCUAACAAGAACAAGCAACAACAAAUGAAUGUCAAAGAACAUAUUGUUCGAUAUUUGGGGAUGUUCCAUGAAUCAGCAGGCUUCACUAUUCAAGCUUGUUACAGAUACUCUAUGGAGGGACAAAAGGGAGCAAAACUUUGCACUACAAAAAAGUGGUAUAAAAAUGAGCAAAUUACUUUAUUAAUGGGAUGUAUAGCUGAAUUGAGUCCUGAUGAAGAAGCUCAACUAUUGCACCCUGGAAAAAAUGAUUUUUCUGUAAUGUACAGUUGUCGCAAAAAUUGUGCACAACUUUGGCUUGGACCAGCAGCAUUUAUCAAUCAUGAUUGUCGUUCUAACUGCAAGUUUGUUGCCACUGGCCGUGGAACUGCCUGUGUUCGAAUAUUGCGAGAUAUUGAGGCUGGUGAAGAGAUCACUUGUUUUUAUGGCGAAGAUUUUUUUGGUGACAACAACUGCUUCUGUGAAUGUGAAACUUGCGAACGGCGUGGGACUGGUGCGUUUGCUAAAAAUAAGAAAAACACUCCCGAAGCUGCCACUAAAGAAGAGCGUUACCGCCUCCGUGAAACACAUUUAAGAUUGAGUCGUGUGAAAAAGCAGACGGACAAAGAGCCGGCGGCGACAGCAACGAGUCGCUCCUCAUCUUCUCGAAAUGCAACUACUCCCGUACGAUUAGAAGAUAGAGAGACUGUGUCCAGACCUCUAGACGUAAAAGAGCUCCGGCGAAAAGGCCUCACCAGGUACGAUGCUGAAUUAUUGGUUGCUCAAGGUUACGCUAUGUGUAACGAGGGAAAAACCAACAGCGAAGAGAGUGCUGGCAGCAGUAGCAGUACUAGUAGCCGCCACGACACGAAAGUUCCUGUCACCACACGUGUAGGUGCCAAACGUCGUCGACGAUUACAAACUGGAAAGGAAGUUAAUGGAACAAGUAGUAUAGCAAGUACUACGCAUCAAAAUGUUACUAGUGUCAGCGUUGAUGAUAAGAAACCAACUACUGGAACAGUGAGAAGCCUACGUUCCCGCACGGUUCGUAGUGCUCCAGCUGAUGUGGUUCAACCUACCGUUGUGGCGGAUUCUGAACCUGUUAGUAACGCUGCUAGUAACGAUGGUGCACGAUCUGGAAUGCGUUUAAGAAACAAGAAAACUCUUGAAACUGCAUCACCAACCGAAUCAUCUGCAGUAAGCUCCCCUGUUGCCACGCCGGAAGCAGAAGGCGUCAGUCGCGGGAGUGACGUUUACGAAUUCAACGAUAUCGAACACGAAAAUGGAGUCCAAACGGAAAGUUUGCCAGCAUUAGAAAAAGAAAUUCCCGUCGAGGUGAGAAAAGAACGCUCUGCUACUCCGCCUCCGCCAUCUUCUCGUGAACUUGCAUCUCACCAGCCUGCGUUGAUGACGUCACCAGGCGGACGUCUCAAACUGACGCUUAGGAUGAAGCGCAGUCCUGUUUUAGACGAAGUCAUUGAAUCUGGUAGUAGUAUGGGUGGUAGCCACCUGCAUCAACAGAAUAUGAUCCAUCCAGUAUAUGAAGUCCUUCGAGUUGAAGGAUUGGAAAUGGAACCUGAAAACGAACAGGAACCACCUCACAAAAGCCGAACGCGUCGGACACAAAGACGUAGGUCCCCUUCAGUAGCCGCCGAACCGUCGCGGAUGGGAGUGUUGCCGACCACUAAACGAUUAAGACUGAUAUUUGGCAAUGAAUCGCACACUAUCGAUCUACCUCCCACGAACUUUUCCUCGGUUGAAUGACCUCAUUUUCAUCUACUAAGUGACCGAUAAUUGGCCUGACAACUAUUUACUAGAUUCGACAGUUUAUGAAAUCGAGUGAUAAAUCAGCCGAAAAAAAAAUAAGGAAAUGAACAAGUUCGAUAUCAUUUAUUCACAAUCUGUACUCACACAUUCACCUUGAUCUAUUUAAAUGUCUUUUUCCGUUUAUCAGCCAUUAUAUUUCCGGAUUCCAACGUGACUAGUUGUAUCCUCAUAAGGCCUACAGAUAUUUGUCGGCCUCUCGCAUUUGACCAUCUUUUUUAAGUGUUGAGUCACGCGAUUUUAACAUAUUUUCUUGCGCAGCAGUUCUCUAUUUUUGUUUCCCCCUUCAAAUUAAAAUUAGUGCAGAUAGGAUUUUGUCUUGAUAUCAUUUUGCGCGUUCUAGCCCUUCCCCGAUUCCCCUCUCUUCCAGUUCUGUUCUGUUCUGUUCCUAAUGUCCUUCCUUCCUCGUCUAAUAUUAUACUUAAAAUUUUUAAAACAACCGAAAUUCUGCCCCUGCAUGUGUUCACUUUUUGGAUCCCCAGUAACACUUUUGAUGAGCGGAUUAUUAGUGGAUUACCACCAACUGAAGGUAGCAGCCCAACCGUAUUGGUUGAGUUUGCUCAUUGUUCGAUGAAGAGCUAAGACUUUCCAGACGUUCCGUUCUUUUCAAUCUCAUUGGGUUCCCUGUUUCGCCCCAUUAUUGAUGGUAGUAUCUAUUGAAGAGUAUGAUGACGUUGAAUACAAUUGUGGACGCUAGAA
Daphnia pulicaria is the source of this 2974-nucleotide messenger RNA. It is a transcript of the gene Hmt4-20, whose product is annotated as histone-lysine N-methyltransferase Suv4-20-like. Gene Ontology annotation, molecular function: protein binding; histone H4K20 methyltransferase activity. Gene Ontology annotation, cellular component: nucleus. Lineage: Eukaryota; Metazoa; Arthropoda; Branchiopoda; Diplostraca; Daphniidae. The transcript is spliced from 7 exons. Bases 203 to 2215 code for a protein of 670 amino acids. The record is from RefSeq and is a predicted model, not a curated record.